CGCCAGGUGCGCCCGCAGGUUCCAACUACUACGUGCGCAUCCUGAGCACCAUCGACCGCGAGCUGCUGAAGCCCAACGCCUCGGUGGCGCUGCACAAGCACAGCAACGCCCUGGUGGACGUCCUGCCGCCCGAGGCCGACAGCAGCAUCAUGAUGCUCACCUCAGACCAGAGGCCGGACGUGGUGGUCACUCCUUGGUCACUCCUUGGUGACCUCCAGGUGGCCUCAGCCGCGCGCUGUCCCCUCCCGCAGAUCGGCAUUGACCCCCCGCGGGGGGUGCUCAUGUACGGCCCCCCCGGCUGCGGCAAGACCAUGCUGGCCAAGGCCGUGGCGCACCACACCACCGCCGCCUUCAUCCGCGUGGUGGGCUCGGAGUUCGUGCAGAAGUACCUGGGCGAGGGCCCGCGCAUGGUGCGCGACGUCUUCCGCCUGGCCAAGGAGAACGCGCCCGCCAUCAUCUUCAUCGACGAGAUCGACGCCAUCGCCACCAAGCGCUUCGACGCCCAGACCGGGGCCGACCGCGAGGUCCAGCGGAUCCUCCUGGAGCUGCUCAACCAGAUGGACGGCUUCGACCAGAACGUCAACGUCAAGGUGAUCAUGGCCACGAACCGCGCGGACACGCUGGACCCGGCGCUGCUGCGGCCGGGCCGCCUGGACCGCAAGAUCGAGUUCCCGCUGCCCGACCGGCGCCAGAAGCGCCUCAUCUUCUCCACCAUCACCGGCAAGAUGAACCUGUCCGAGGAGGUGGACCUGGAGGACUGUAUCCACCUGGGGGCACACCUGGGCAUG
Molecule: messenger RNA, 788 nt
Organism: Passer montanus (Eurasian tree sparrow)
Lineage: Eukaryota; Metazoa; Chordata; Aves; Passeriformes; Passeridae
Gene: PSMC4
Product: proteasome 26S subunit, ATPase 4
Exons: 6
Biological process (GO): proteasome-mediated ubiquitin-dependent protein catabolic process
Cellular component (GO): proteasome regulatory particle, base subcomplex
Molecular function (GO): ATP binding; proteasome-activating activity; ATP hydrolysis activity
Source: RefSeq, a predicted model, not a curated record